GAGUCGCUUACCGGCUGUCAUGCAUAUUUUGAAAGCUGGACCUGAACCAAUAAUUUACGCGGUAUCAGUUGGCCCAACCGCACUGCCGAGAAGUGACCGUCAACUCAAACCUCAUACUGCAACCUUCCUCUUUAAUACAAAAAGUACAAAAAACGAAGCAACCUUUCUCUCUACUUCCUCUUCAAAAACCAGAAAGUAAAAAUUUAAAGAAAAAAAAAAGAUAAAAUUCUCUCUUUUCGUCGAUCGCCAAUAGCAACUUAAAACUUUGUGGAUCGCAGGAGAGAGAACCGGGAGAUAUGGGGAAGAAAAGGAAGUCGAUAGCGACGAGCCUUGAUGAGGUGGAUCGGACUUUGUACGCCUCCUUUUGCAGCGCCGCUAACACCUUGUCUCAGCUUUAUACUCAGGCUAUGAAUCAGCAGAAACUCUCAUUCCAAGCUGGCAAACGCCAUAGCCUUGAAAAACUUUAUCAGUGGAUUUGGAGACAACAAGAGGGAGGAUCAAGAGUAACAACAAUGGAUAUCCUCAGUUACCUUCAGAAUGAACUAGACUACUGUGGUGAGGAGCCAUCAAUGUCACCUAGAACACCAAGCCAACAGCAGCAUUUCCAGCCUAUGAUGCAGUUCAUGAAUACCAGUUUCAUGGUCUCUUCAGGUUCAUCUGGCCAAACUGCUGGGCAGGGAACUCGCCCUGCCCAUUGUGAUCAGCAGUCCAAGAAUUUAGUUUUCUCAAAUGCUUUAUCAAGUCCUGUUCGUCAGAGUCUUCAGCAUUAUCACAUUGCUCAGGAAGGCUACUGUCCUAAUGGUGGUCUUCCUCCAGGAAAUGGAGCCAGGAAUAAUGAAACUAGCUUUCUCCAGCAUCAGACUGGGGAUUCUAAUCCUCUCGAAUCCAAUGAUUCCUCAAUGGACAUGCAUGCAGAUAGUCCAUCUCAUGAAUCUACUUACUGAGAAUGCAAAGGUAGCUCCCUUUUGAAUGCCCAACGAUUAAAAGAUCCAGAAGGGAUGUUGUGAUUGCAUCACCAUUUUAUUUGUGUCUUUACUGAAGUAAAGAAAGCACAACAUAAAGAUGGUUACUUAAUACAAAAAUAAACACAUGGCACAAGUGACUUGUUGAAGGCGUUUGAGGAAGAAUAGUCUAAGUGUGUUGUGUUUGCCUAGAGCAGAAUUGUAUGAAUUUAUCAGUUUGUGUUUUGGCUCUAUUUGCUUGGGGAUCUUAAAUUUCAUAUGUAAAGCAUUUUGUUCAA
Messenger RNA from Durio zibethinus, 1240 nucleotides. RefSeq lists its product as uncharacterized. The record is from RefSeq and is a predicted model, not a curated record. Lineage: Eukaryota; Viridiplantae; Streptophyta; Magnoliopsida; Malvales; Malvaceae.